AGAAACUUCAUAAGAGACUUCAGUCUUCAGGUGUUGCAUUUUGCCAUUUUUGCAUCAGAAAAUCAAGUCUUCAAGAUGAGAAAACUCAAGUCAGUACUUCAUGUUCAUCACAAACAACAAGAACAACAAUCAGGCAGGAGAUUCACAUUCCAAGAGAAAGGAUUACGCACAAUCUGGAUUGUGGGUGACAGCUAUGUCCGACGUGGCCAAAGGCAGGCAAAGGAGACCAUGGGGACAAAUCUCGGUGUGUCUGCCCACAUCCAGUGGUUUGGCAGGGGAGGCCUCUGUUGGGAUGGACUACUUCCCUGGUUCAAGCAGUGCAUGAAAGGAAGAACUGCUCUAGACGUACUGGUCAUUCAUUGUGGGGGCAAUGACCUGGGACGUGUGAAAAGCACAGAGCUUCUGAAAGUGAUGAAAAAGGACUUGCUUACACUCUACAAACAGUUUCCCCAGAUGAGAAUCCUGUUUUCAGCCAUCAAUCAGAGGUGCCACUGGAGGCAUGCCCCCCCAGAGAAAGUGGAUAAAGCCCGGAAGUUUGUGAACCAUGUGAUGGCAAGCUUUGUUCUGGCUGUUAAUGGGAGGACUGUGCACCACCCUCACAUUGGCGUGGAGUAUUUGCCAGAAGACCCUUCAACCAAGGUGACUUCAUCCUUAAGUAUAGAGGCGACCUUAUCUCUGACAUGGAAGCACAGAGGAGGAGAGAGUGUUGAUGGCGCCAAAGAAGAUGGGUCCCUUAGUCGGCUCGUUAACGACGACCACAAGAACCCAAAUAGUAGGAUGAGGCUAGUGGAGGUUGAUAAGAAGAGUCACAUUUGCCUCUUCGCUAUCCAGCCCAUAAGUAUAGGCGAAGAAAUUUCCUAUGAUUAUGGAGGAAAUGACUGGCCAUGGCGAAAGAAGCCAGCAGAGGUUCCGCCAAGAACCCAGCGUGACAGUGCGGUUUUGGACAUGGUUGCCGUUCCAUCUACGGAGUCUGCUCUCAACACUCCUCCAGCUACUGUGGGAGGCGUUUCAUCUUGCUCAGAGCCCCGUGACAAGAAACCAGCAGAGGAUCUGCCAAGAACCUCGCCUGACAGUGCAUUCGUGGACACAGUCACCGUUCCUAUGGAACAGCCUACGGAGUCUGCUCUCAACACUCCUCCAGCUACUGUGGGAGGCGUUUCAUCUUGCCCAGAGUCCCGUGACAAGAAAAGUGUGGACAAAAAGGCAGCAGAACAGACACAGACAAAACGGAAGACAUCAGGACAGCACCGGCAGCGGACUAUUAAAACGCAAGAUGAGUCGGCAGUGGAUCGUUCUUCAGACGACUUGGAGUCGGAUGGCACAGUGGAUCAGUUGGGUGAUGAAUCAGAAUGGGAUUCCUUCAGCGUAGGAAAAAAAAGAAACCAAACAAACAGUAAUGUGCUUGUUCAGCAAAAGAAAUAAACCAUGUUCUAGUUGAUAUCUCAUGUUUGGAUGUGAAUUUAUUUUUAAUAUACACAUAUUCUAACCAUCUUAUUACUAUUGGUGUAAAUGUUGAGCAUUUUUUCUGUAGGUUUGCACCUGCUGGCUGCUUUGUCUGCUAGUAAAUUGUCCAAAAUGUGUAUUCUUGAAUUAUUUACA
Molecule: messenger RNA, 1599 nt
Organism: Epinephelus fuscoguttatus (brown-marbled grouper)
Lineage: Eukaryota; Metazoa; Chordata; Actinopteri; Perciformes; Serranidae
Exons: 8
Coding region: 76-1422 (448 amino acids)
Molecular function (GO): protein binding
Source: RefSeq, a predicted model, not a curated record